This is a messenger RNA of Sorghum bicolor (sorghum), 765 nucleotides long. Its product is annotated as 40S ribosomal protein S23. Bases 149 to 577 code for a protein of 142 amino acids. The transcript has 4 exons. The record is from RefSeq and is a predicted model, not a curated record. Gene Ontology annotation, molecular function: structural constituent of ribosome. Gene Ontology annotation, cellular component: ribosome; cytosolic small ribosomal subunit. NCBI's taxonomy places the organism in Eukaryota, Viridiplantae, Streptophyta, Magnoliopsida, Poales, Poaceae. Gene Ontology annotation, biological process: translation.
GCAAACCCUAACUCCCAACCCUACUAUAUAUCUUUCUCGUCUCCCCUCACUCCCGCAGCCGCCGCCGCCCUCGAACCCGAAGCCCGCCGCUUACGACCGCCGCAACGUCGCCGACCCUCACAGCCGGUGGUCUCCUACCUCCGCCGCCAUGGGGAAGACACGUGGUAUGGGAGCUGGGCGCAAGCUCAAGACCCACCGCAGGAACCAGAGGUGGGCUGACAAAGCAUACAAGAAGAGCCACUUGGGCAAUGAGUGGAAAAAGCCCUUUGCUGGGUCAUCUCACGCCAAGGGCAUCGUUCUGGAGAAGAUUGGUAUUGAGGCCAAGCAGCCGAACUCUGCCAUCCGUAAGUGUGCUCGUGUUCAGCUGGUGAAGAAUGGGAAGAAGAUCGCUGCCUUUGUGCCGAAUGAUGGUUGCCUGAACUACAUCGAGGAGAAUGAUGAGGUUUUGAUUGCUGGAUUUGGUCGUAAGGGCCAUGCUGUGGGAGAUAUUCCUGGUGUCAGGUUCAAGGUUGUGAAGGUAUCUGGUGUGUCGCUGCUUGCUCUCUUCAAGGAGAAGAAGGAGAAGCCAAGGUCUUAGAUUGCUUUCGAUAGUCAAGAAUGGAGUAAACUGUCCAGGCUCUAUUAUCAAACUUAAAAGUUGUGCUAGCAACAGAGAUGUUAAUUCUGAGCUGUAUUUUUUGUUAACAUUGCUAUCGAGAGUUUCGUUUCCAUUUUGAAGAUAUUAAUAUGCAUCAGCAUGUGCCGGUUCACUGAGCUGUAUCUUCU